Prinia subflava (tawny-flanked prinia) is the source of this 3048-nucleotide messenger RNA. Its product is annotated as G-protein coupled receptor 12-like. The record is from RefSeq and is a predicted model, not a curated record. The coding region runs from base 481 to 1527 and encodes 348 amino acids. Gene Ontology annotation, cellular component: plasma membrane; cytoplasm. Gene Ontology annotation, molecular function: G protein-coupled receptor activity. Lineage: Eukaryota; Metazoa; Chordata; Aves; Passeriformes; Cisticolidae. Gene Ontology annotation, biological process: regulation of metabolic process; adenylate cyclase-activating G protein-coupled receptor signaling pathway. The transcript has a single exon.
AGGGGGGGAGGAGGAGGAGGAGGAGGAGGGGGCGGCCGGUUCCUCACCGGGUGCGCAGUGGCUGCGGACCCCGCAUGGAGCCGAGCGCACGGAGGCGGCUGCGGGCGGCGGGGUGAUGGGCUGCGCUCGGCCUCAGCCCGCCGGGAGAUAGCGGCCAGGGGUGCGUGUGGGGCGGGGGUGCUCGAUCCCAGGGAAGCUGCAGUCGCGCUGGAGGGGAGCGGGCGGGGAUGCGGCGGGCGGGGGCGGCCCGGUGAGGGGCGCGGUGUCCCGGGGCGGGGGGCUCCGGAACGCGGUGCUGGCUCGGUGAGGGUCUCCCCCAGCUCGGUGAGGGUCUCCCCCGGCUCAGUGCGGCUCUGGGCGAGGGUCUCGGCGCGGCUCUGCCCGGGCGGAGCGCGGGGCUCUGCAGCUCUCCGGGGGCUCCUCGGGGUCCGUCGCCACCGCGCCGCCCCUCACCGCCCCCUUCUCCCUCUCUCCCCAGCGAUGCUGCACGGCCCCGCCGCCAUGGGGGAGCCGUGGCCGCCGCAGCCGCAGCAGCAGCGGCUCCCGGGGCCGGGCAACGCCUCGGAGCCCCCCGCCUGGCCCUCGGCGGCGGCGGCCGGGCCGGGCACGGCGGCUCCGGGCGGCGGGGCCGCGGCCGCGGGCUCGGUGAGCCCCUGGGACAUCGCGCUGUGCGCCACGGGCACGGCGGUGGCGGGGGAGAACGCGCUGGUGCUGGCCGUGCUGUUCUACACGCCGAGCCUGCGGGCGCCCAUGUUCCUGCUGAUCGGCAGCCUGGCGCUGGCGGACCUGCUGGCCGGCCUGGGGCUGGUGGCCAACUUCGCCGUGCGCUACCUGCUGCGGCCGCCCAGCGAGGCGGCGGAGCUGGCGGCGGCGGGGCUGCUGCUGGCCGCCUUCUCCGCCUCGGUCUGCAGCCUCCUGGCCAUCACGGUGGACCGCUACCUGUCGCUGUACAACGCGCUCACCUACCACAGCGAGCGCACGCUGGGCUUCACCUGCGCCAUGGUGCUGCUGAUGUGGCUGCUGUGCCUGGGCGUGGGGCUGCUGCCGCUGCUGGGCUGGAACUGCCUGCGGGACCAGAGCUCCUGCAGCAUCCUGCGGCCCGUCACCAAGGACAACGCGGCCGUGCUGGCCGUCACCUUCCUGCUCCUCUUCGCCCUCAUGAUGCAGCUGUACCUGCAGAUCUGCAAGAUUGCCUUCCGGCACGCCCAGCAGAUCGCCGUGCAGCACCAGUUCAUCGCCACGGCGCAGGCCACCUCCACCCGCAAAGGGCUCUCCACGCUGUCGCUCAUCCUCGGCACCUUCGCGCUGUGCUGGAUCCCCUUCGCCAUCUACUCGCUGGUGGCCGACUCCAGCUACCCCGCCGUGUACACCUACUCGCUGGCGCUGCCCGCCACCUGCAACUCGCUCAUCAACCCCAUCAUUUACGCCUUCAGGAACCCGGACAUCCAGAAGUCGCUGUGGCUGGCCUGCUGCGGGUGCGUCCCUUCCACGUUCUCCUCCAGACCAAGGACAUCCAGCGACGUGUGAGGACUGAGCCGCCGGUGCUCCCCGGCUCUCCUCCUCCUCCUCGUUUUCCCCUUCUGUCGUUGUUGUUCCCUACCGGGAGGAGCCCCCCGGCCCGGUCAGCACAUCUCGUUCCAUGGAAAGACGGCCAAAAAGAGAAAGGAAAAAAGCAGAAGGGAAAAAAAAAAAAUGGAAAUGAAAGAAAGAGAGAGAGUAGAAUGAUAAUGGUCUCCUUUAGAAAUGUUAUUUUCUUACACAUUUUAUUUUUUAUUUAAAAACACAAAACACACAAAAAAAAAAAAAAGAAAAAAAGAAAAAAAGAAAGAAAGAAAGAAAGAAAGGGGGAAAAAAAAGACAAGAAAAAGGAUCCUCGCACGGUGGCGUUGUCUGCUCUCGGGGUAAGGAGCCAGGGGAGCAGCGGGCCCCACCCGGGUGGUCCCACGCCUCGGAGCACAUCCCAUGGGAAGGCCACAGGAGCGGGGGGCGGGAGGGAGGUGUCGCGUCCCCCCGGCGGGGCUGGUCCCCACGCGUGGGGUGUCCGUGCCCCCCGAAAUCAGGGCCUGCGAUGCUAUGCAAUAACGGGGGCGCCUUCAGCACCGCGGGGGAGGAGAGCUCCUGCCGGGGGGGACACGGGCGCUCCCGGCGCCUCCGUGUUUGCCAAGCGCUUGGUGAAAGACGCUUUGGGUGUGGCUUUGGGGGCUGUGGCAGGGACGGGGGUACCCGGGGAACCCGUUCCCUCCUUCCCCCCCUCCCCGAAAAUGCGGCUGGGGCAGGGUUGGCGGUGUGGGGGUGGUGAGGGCAGCCGGGGUGCCCUGCACCCCAAAGCCUGGGAGGCCGGGGAAGGGCUCUCCUUGUCCAGCUGGUGCUGCUUUCCCCCCUCCACACGAGUUGUUUACAUGGGGUGGGAUUUUCAUCCAAAGAGGGGUCCGGGCUUGCUGGAGCCCCCGAGAGGGAAGCCUCUGUCACCACACGUGUCACUGCUGAUGCUGCCACUUCACUUUGCUUCCUCAGAAGCGCCAGCCCCGACAUUCCUGUGCGUGUGAUGUGCUCUGUGGUGUUAGUGAGACCUUUGAUGAAGUGUCCUUUAUCCUGCGCUUUCUUUUGGCCGGGAGGCGGAAUCGUGCAUUCACUGAUGAAGCAGGAAGGAAUCCGAGCAAGCCCCGGAGAGGUGGCAGGGCUGGGGGUGGGACCCCCGGGGUGGCUCAGGGCACGGGGGUCCUGCCAUGGGAGGCUUGGGAGACCCUCCAGCAGCUGAGCCUGGUACCCAAAUGUUCUGAUUUGCUGUAGAGAAAUUGUGAUGUUGGAGAGGGGCUUUGGCGUGGUGUGUAGUGACAGGACACAGGGAAUGGCUGCCAGGGCCAGAGGGCAGGGCUGGAUGGGAGAUUGGGCAGGAAUUGUUCCCUGGCAGGGUGGGCAGGCCCUGGCACAGGGUGCCCAGAGCAGCUGUGGCUGCCCCUGGAUCCCUGGCAGUGCCCAAGGCCAGGCUGGACACUGGGGCUGGAGCAGCCUGGGACAGGGGAAGGUGGCACUGGAUGGGCUUUAAGG